Melanotaenia boesemani (Boeseman's rainbowfish) is the source of this 1586-nucleotide messenger RNA. Its product is annotated as myelin-associated glycoprotein-like. Lineage: Eukaryota; Metazoa; Chordata; Actinopteri; Atheriniformes; Melanotaeniidae. The record is from RefSeq and is a predicted model, not a curated record. Bases 259 to 1332 code for a protein of 357 amino acids. The transcript has 10 exons.
AAUAGUACACAAUUUGCAUAAGUAGGGAUGGGUUUUAAGAUAGACCACGCCCUGCUUUUUGCAUCAUCAACUCAACUACUGCAGCCCCUACAUCUGCUUUCAUAUUUCAGAAGCAGACGACUCAAAUCUCUCAGACCAGCAAGACAAAAGCCUCAGAAGGUUGUACCCUACCCCUUGCCUAGCAACAACUGGGAUUAGCUCCAACCCCACCCUGUGAUUGGAAAAAGCAAAGUAUUACACCAACACCACUUCAGAGGAAUGGACAAAAAAAGAAAUAUAAUGAUAUUCUGUCUGCUUAUGGCAGCUACAUGCUGCCCUGUGUUUAGUGCAGAGUGGAAGGCCACUGUUGUAAAACAGCUUAAGGCCCUGGUUUCUUCCUGUGUUGUGGUUCCCUGUUCGUUCACCCAUCCUGGAGGAGAGCUGCCUGCUUCCAAACUCAGAGCCAUUUGGCAUCGUUUGGACGUAAAGACGCAAAAUAUAUACCAUGAGGAUCCUACAAAGAUCUUGGACAGUUUUAAGGGCAGAACCCAGCUCUUAGGAAAGCUGGGUCAGGGCAACUGCACCCUAGAAAUAAUUGAAAUUAAAGAUCAUGACAACGGCCCUUUUUGUUUCCGGAUUGAACUAGUGCUGACACCUGAUGACCCACCCACUAAAGAGAAGGUCUCCUUUGUUGAAGAUUGUGUUGAUUUAAAAAUGCACCAUGAUGACGUAAAACCUGAACUGCAUCAACUGAAGACACCUGUUCAAGGAAAACCUUUUACUAUCACCUGUUCAGUCCAUCAUACCUGCCCCUCACACAAACCUGAACUCUCAUGGAGUCGGGGAAAAGCAGAUGAGAUCAGUAAGAUUCAAACAAACAUGGAUUUUGGUAACUGGAAGUCAGAGUCCAUCCUGACGUUCAUUCCUGAGGAGAAGGAUGACCACACUAAUCUCACCUGCACAGCUGCAUUUAAUGGAGGAUUGAAAUCCUCCACAACCAUCACUCUCUAUGUAAAACGCACAGAAAACUAUAAUCACAUAAUCAUUCCUGUAACAGUGGCAGUUGGUACUGCUACGAUCUUUGGACUUCUCUGCAUUUUUAUGGUGAAAAAAUACAAGAGGCGCAUUGCAGAGCUGCAGAGUCGAGAUGGCAGGAGACCAAAAGGGGACAUAGUGGAAUUUGGUAACAGACAGCUGAAGUCCUGCAAUUACAGAGGGGACCUUGAUGACGGUGACGACUUUAUGAAUACUGCAGAUUUAAAUGUCUAUAAAACAUAUCAGAAAGUUUCAGAGAAAGUUUAUGAUCAACACAAACAACAAGCCUACUCUUAUCAUGCUCGCAAUCACUUGUGAUCAGCUGCCUUCAUUCAAAGAUAAUAACAAGGCAAAAAAUAAUACCUGUGCUAUACUACCAAGGGUUAGCCUACAGUUAUACUUAAAAUGAUUAAUAUGUGACAAUCCCUUGUUAUAUCUUUUCACAGAAGUAACCUCCUAUGUUAAGCCAUUAUUAAAUCCCAAAAUUCAUAUUUUGUGUUCUGAUUUUUUUUAUAUAUAUAAAAAUUCUGUCUGCUGUUAUUUGCAUAAAAUUAAAUACUUAUUUGAAAGUA